UACCCUUCCUGCUUUAGUUGCUGCUGCAGUUUGGAAUCUUGCAGAGCUGCUCCCAGCUGAAAAACGAAUUUUGCUCUGCAAUGGCGGAUAAGGCAGUGACUAUUAGGACGAGGAAGUUCAUGACCAACAGGCUUCUUUCCAGGAAACAAUUUAUCAUUGAUGUUUUGCACCCUGGUAGACCCAACGUUUCCAAGGCAGAGUUGAAGGAGAAGCUUUCUAGAAUGUAUGAGGUGAAGGACCCCAAUUCAAUCUUUGUGUUCAAGUUUAGGACUCAUUUUGGAGGUGGAAAAUCUACUGGGUUUGGUUUGAUUUAUGAUUCCGUCGAGAAUGCGAAGAAGUAUGAACCCAAGUACAGGCUGAUUAGGAACGGACUUGAUACCAAAGUAGAGAAAUCGAGGAAACAAAUGAAAGAAAGAAAGAACAGGGCUAAGAAGAUCCGUGGAGUAAAGAAGACCAAGGCCAGUGAAGCUGCGAAGAAGAAGUGAGAGCUAAAAGGAAG
Messenger RNA from Hibiscus syriacus, 499 nucleotides. Its product is annotated as 40S ribosomal protein S24-1-like. Gene Ontology annotation, cellular component: ribosome. The record is from RefSeq and is a predicted model, not a curated record. The coding region runs from base 81 to 485 and encodes 134 amino acids. The transcript is spliced from 5 exons. Gene Ontology annotation, molecular function: structural constituent of ribosome. Gene Ontology annotation, biological process: translation. Lineage: Eukaryota; Viridiplantae; Streptophyta; Magnoliopsida; Malvales; Malvaceae.